Messenger RNA from Thamnophis elegans (Western terrestrial garter snake), 6218 nucleotides. It is a transcript of the gene SENP6, whose product is annotated as SUMO specific peptidase 6. The transcript has 24 exons. Lineage: Eukaryota; Metazoa; Chordata; Lepidosauria; Squamata; Natricidae. The record is from RefSeq and is a predicted model, not a curated record. Gene Ontology annotation, biological process: regulation of kinetochore assembly; protein desumoylation; regulation of spindle assembly. Gene Ontology annotation, cellular component: cytoplasm; nucleus. Bases 776 to 4150 code for a protein of 1124 amino acids. Gene Ontology annotation, molecular function: SUMO-specific endopeptidase activity.
GCCAUUUUAAACAUGGGUGCGAGGCGGGGUGGGGAAGGGGGAGGCAGAGGUGUUGGGUUCGUUGUCAAAUUAGCUACACCUUCUUUUUCCGCGGGGCCGGCCUCUGGGAGCGAGCGAGCCCCCCGAAAGGCCGGCAGGCAGGCUGCGCUGGGUCGCGUACUGAUCGGCGGGGCUUGAUCUCGGGGGCCUCCAUUGAGGGGAGCGCCGCAAGGAGGGGGAAAGCGUUGGCCGCCGCACAGCCCGCAGCCGGGAGGGUGGGGGGGGGAAAGGGUAGCGGUGGCGGCGGCGGCGGCGAGGAGCAGCCUGGCUCGGUUGGGUUCAUUCGUCCUUACCGCCCCGCCUUUGGGUGGCAGGCAGCGCAGCGGCCAGAGCGAGCCCGCCGGCGGGACUGCAGCGGCCUCUUCUGCCUCUUCUCGUCUGCCGCGAGCGGCCGAGAAGCUGCCGCCGCCGAACACAAUAAAAGGAGGCGGUGAAGAGAAGGCAGCCGGCAACGCUUCCCUUUCGCGCUUCGUAGGCCCGGCCGGGCUGAGGGGCCCUUGAAAAGGCACCCCCCCACACACCCUCUAUCAUACCCGGCUCCUCCAGCCAGUCGCUGGGAAGUCGGCUGGAGGAGGCAAGGCGGCGGCGGCGGGUGCAGGCCGAAGGGAGAGGCCUAGUGUGCCGUACCCUGCACCUCUGAGAAGGCGCCUGGGCCAGACCGAGGAGGAAAGGCGGCGAGGGGGGAAAAAGGCUGGUCGGCGCGAUGGUGUGAAACGAGAUCAGCGGCUGAGCGAAGAUGGCCGGUGGUGGCGGCGUCGGCGGGGGUAGAAACGUAGGGAAUAUCCGGCAGCCGGGCUUUCUUCUCGAGGCUUUGGAUAAAUCACAGUCCAAGCGGGAUGGAGGUUUUAAAAAUAACUGGAGCUUUGAUCAUUCAGAAGAAAGUGAAGGAGAUACAGAGAAAGAUGAAGCCAAUUUGCUGUCAUUUGAUGAAAGUGAUGGAACUUGCAGUCCCAAUGGUGAAAGAAAACCAUGUCGCCAUCGCUUUGGAGCCAGAAAUGAUGCCUUAAGGACAUACAGCAGACGAAACAAAAGUGACACUCCUGGAACUUUAAAAAGCACCCCAACUGGACUUAACAUAUCGGGAAGCGGCAAGAAUAUAUGGUGUGUAAAUGCUGAAAAUAGAUCCUGUUCAGAAUCAGAAGUAAGGCCAGACGUUUCUGUCCUCACACACAAAACACGAGUAAAAACAGCAGCACAAAAGAAAGAAUACCCCGAUAAUAUUCCAAAGGUGGAUAACAAUUGCAAUAAAUGGUCUCAGCUUCAGGAGAUGAAAAGAGUGAUGGAGAACAGAGAUGAGUCUGGUUCAGAGUCAGAGUCAGUAAUUACAAGGAGGGUACAACAGAAACGGCAAUAUCAGGCUGGUUUGCUUCCAUCUCCUGCCACCAAAACUAAUGCAACCCACAUAGAGGGCUUGGAUAGUUAUUCCAGAAUUUGCCUAUGCAUUGGAAAAACAAAUGAAAGUGAGACUGAAUGCCAGCUUUCUGGAGUUUUUAAAGGCUUGCCAAGACAAUCCACGCAAACCAUGCCUUUACAUGAUAAUUUGGCACGAGAAUCGAUACAUGACAGUUCAACAGAGCAACAUUCUUUAAACACAGGAUUAAAUGCAAAAAAGUUUUAUGGAUCAUCUCCUGGUACAGUUUCUACGGACCUCAUGGUGAGGCGCAACAUAGGCCCUGCUAUGUUACGGCCAAAUGGAAAAGUGGGUUCUAAAAUGACUGGACAUUUACGGCAGAAGACAACAGCAUCUGAGUUAAAUGAUCCAAUUGUGCUCUCCAGUGAUGAAGAAGAAGAUCAGAUUGGUGUCACUAACAGAAUGGAGAGCAUAUCACCACGGCCAGCAGAUUUAGCCUGUUCUUCUCCUGCACCUUCCACAGGAAAAGUGGAAGCAGCCCUGAAGGAAAAUACUUGUGAACUAGAACAAAGGCUAACUGCCAUUACAGCAGAAACCGAAUCUACAGUAGCAUUACCAAGAAAAGCAAGAAUGAAAGAUCAGUUUGGCAACAUUGUAUCCAACGCUCCUAUAAAGCGUCGAAAAGUUUUCCCCCAAGAAGCUGUGACUGAUGUCAUAAUACCUUCAAAAUAUCAGAACUCUUAUGAAAGUGUCAUAUUAAACUGUCGGAGUAUAAGAAUAGGAACUCUGCGAAAAAUGGUGAUGGAUCCUGUAAUUUUUUGUUUAGACUAUAUUGAGAUACGUUUGGAAGAGUCAGAAAAUGAUACUAGAGAUAUUAAUUUAAAAACGUCUGAACUUACAAAGUGUGAAUGGUGUGGUGUACGCAAAUUGCCAGUGGUUUUCUUGCAAACUGUACCUGCUGCCUGCCAAAGUUUAAGAUCACAUCUGAAGAUGAAUAGGGAAAAAGAUAAUGUCUGGUAUGAUUGUAAAGGAGCAAAUCCAGAGGAACAAUACAUUAUUUUAAUUUUUGAGACAAGUCUUGAUCCUCAUGCAAAUGCAAUAUUUGAAAAAUUAAUAACCGAAAUUGGUAUCAGGAACAACAUUUCUGAAUUUUUUGUGAAAAUUACGUUUGAAGAAGCAAACAGUAGGCUUGUGGCCUUUACAAAAUCUUUUGAAGAUACUAGAGGAAGCAGUGUCCCUAAAGAAAGCAAAACAAAACAUGUUGUCUCUGAUUCUAAAAUGCAGCUGCAAAAUGCAACACAGUUCCAGUUCUUUGAAGAUGAUGAAAGUGGAGAGCCACAUACCGUCUUCAUUGGUCCCAUAGAAAAGUUGAUAGUUUAUCCGCCUCCUCCAGCAAAAGGGGGUAUUUCUGUCACCAAUGAAGAUCUUCAAUGUUUAAUUGAAGGAGAAUUUUUAAAUGACGUAAUAAUUGAUUUUUAUUUAAAGUAUCUGGUGCUAGAAAGGUUAAAAAAAGAAGAUGCAGAUAGGAUUCAUGUGUUCAGUUCCUUUUUUUACAAACGCCUUAAUCAAAGAGAGAGAAGGAACCUUCAAGAAACUUCAAAGCUCACAAUUCAGCAGAAACGGCAUGGCCGAGUAAAAACAUGGACACGACAUGUUGAUAUUUUUGAAAAAGAUUUUAUUUUUGUUCCUCUUAAUGAAGCUGCCCACUGGUUCUUGGCUGUCAUCUGUUUUCCAGGUUUAGAGAAGCCAAUAUAUGAGGCUAACCCGUUUUACCAGGAAAAUGUACCUCCACAGGUUAAGUCGUCUUCUUUAGAUCAAGAUAGAAGUGCUUCAUCUCCUGUAUGUGCGGAAAUGGAUCUAUUGCCGCAGUCCCCUCUAACAAGGAAAUUGUUCAGCAAAAAACAUAUGGCAGAAUUAACUGACACAAACACGGAUUCGGAGGAGAGUGAACCAUUAUACUGCAAAAGAAACUCUUCUGAGAAAAGUGGCUUUAAAAAACUAAAUCAUUUGAACAGCACUGUAGAGGAAUUCAGGACUAUGGAACCCAUAUGUCCUAAACAUGAUCCGAAAACUUCAGAGGCAAAUGGAAUGCAAAAUGAACAUAAAAUUCAUAUCCAAGCUAGUGAUGGUUUACAGAAAAUCAGGCUAAACUGUAGCGAAAAAUCUGCUGACAGCAAUAAACUAAAUGAAGAUGAGCUCAUAGAUUUUUCAGAAGACCAAGAUAACCAGGAGAAUAGUAGUGAUGAUGAUGGUCUUGCUGACGAUAACUGUAAUUCAGAAUUAGGACAGUGGCAUCUAAAGCCGACCAUAUGCAAACAAUCUGAGAAAACGAUUUGCCUAAGGCCUUGCAUUCUGCUCAUGGAUUCACUAAGAGGCCCUUCCCGAUCAAAUGUUGUCAGAACACUAAGGGAGUAUUUGGAAGUAGAAUGGGAAGUAAGGAAAGGGAGCAGACGAAGUUUCUCCAAAGACGUCAUGAAAGGCUCAAACCCCAAAGUGCCACAACAGAACAAUUUCAGUGAUUGUGGAGUUUAUGUUUUACAGUAUGUGGAGAGCUUUUUUGAGACUCCUAUUCUAAGCUUUGAAUUACCAAUGAAUCUAACAGACUGGUUUCCACGUCCAAGAAUGAAAACAAAACGAAAAGAAAUAAAAAACAUAAUCCUGAAUCUACAAGAACAACAAAACAAAGAAAAGAAGGGGCAGAAAGACAGUAAUCUAACAGAGAAAUAUUUUCCGGAACGAACAGAAUUUAUCAGCAGCUGAAUCUUUUGUCAUAUGUUAGCCAUACAUCAAUUUUUUUAAAAAAAAGGGAAAAAAACACUCUGAAAUUUACUUGUCUCUACCAAAACAAAGGACUUCUAGUAUUAUCAGUAAGUAAACUUACUGUUAAGGAUAUAAAUCCAAUUCCCCCAAUGUAUUAAGUAGAAUAAUCUGUAUAUAUGUUGAUUAGGCCAACUUUUUUCAAUCUUUGUAAUUAUGUUUUUCACUACUUAACCUUUGUUAUGUGUUUCCGUUUAUAGAACUUAAUAGCAAAUUUUAGACACAAAUAAAUAAAAUAUUUACAGGAUAAAUUGGUUAACCUUUUUCUGUGUUAAGUAAAAUGAUCAUUGAAUAUUUCCCAGUAAGACUUCUAUAUUGCAUGGGGAAUGCUUAUGUAGAAAGGUAAUCAAAUUCAUAUUUUAAUUUACAAUUGCCAUUACAAGAUGCUUCAGAAAUGUGCAAAAAAAAAAUUAAGAAUAUGUCUAAAUGCAUUGUGUUUCCAAGGUGAGUGGUUUGCAUUUAAAACCAAGUGCAGGCAAUGCAAUAUUCAGCAACAAAUGCUUCAGAUACUGGGAGAAGUAACUUCACAAGUACUUAGGAAAUGCUGCUUUCUGAUUGCAAGUCUUACUCAAGCAGUAUUUAAAUAGAGUCUGAAAGGUUGGCUUGAGUAUUUCUGUUAGAUCCUCCUUUAUUAUUUUAUGUGGUUUCUGAAUGUUGUUUAAAUGUAUUUUCACAAUCCUUUCAUUAUAAAAUUGUAUUUUUGGUAAAUGUAGCAGCAAAUUGCCCACCUUAAAUUUUCUGCCAGAAUUCUGAAUGUUGCAUUCAUAUGUGCUUUAUCUAUCUGAACUUUUUUUAAUGUAUGAGUACUAUUUUUUGUAAUGCACAGAAAAACCAAAAUAUUGCUAGACGUCAUUGCUUGCUUGCUUCUUACUUAACUAGAAGUCUCUAAUAAUUCUAAGUCAUCUUGUUGACGUUAUUUCCAUGAUGUAAUUUUAUUUUUAAAGUGUAUAAAAAGACAAUAGCCUUCUUCUACCAACCUCUAAAAAUCCAAAAGGAAACAACUAGGUCCUACUACAUUUUAAAAAUACUCACAAGUUAUUGUCCUCAAAUGAGGAGACUGAAAACACUUUUGCAAAUAUGUGUGUUGAAUAAUGCCUUUGUUAAAAAGAAAUUCUUCUUGUUGGAAAGGAAGAUGCCUUUGAUGUAAUAAAUGAAAAAUAUUGUAGAUGAAACAGGCAAUAUGCCAUUGCAACAUACAAUCCUUUUCACGGUAGAACAUUCUAUGUAGAAAGUAUUAUAUUUGCACCCAAUUUUUACUUUUAUUAUGUUGAUGUCACCUACACAAUAGACAUAUUUUGUACAGGAUCAGAGAUUGCUUUGCCAAAGAAAAAUUCUGAAGAAUACAUCGCUUUAGUCUGCUGCCCUGCAUUUACCUUGUUUAAAUCCUAUAGACUUAAAUGUAACAAUAAUAGGAUUGUAACUUAGUGGCAAAGCUUUCCAUGUUUUCCUCCAUAAAUUAUUUUUAAUAGAUGCACAACAGUAGGGCUCUCAUAACACUAUCAGUAUUAAAAUAAAUGAAUUGAGAUUAUUUGUUCCUACAAAUUAACAUAAAAUCAAUUCUUGGUACUAAGAAAGACAGACAAACAUUUAUUCUACAUUCUCCAGUCCAUGUCUAACAUUUGUCCAAGUAGCAGUAGAAAAGAGAAGCAACAGUAAACAAUGGGUUGAUAACAAAUGUAAUGUACUUAUUUUGAUAUUUUUUUUAGUGUUACUUGAACACAUUGUAGGGAAAUUUUACAUAGCAAAAUGCACAUUCUCGUGCAAGAUUAUUUGUUGCAAUAUUUGGAUUUAUAUGAAAUUAGAUUUUGCUUUUGUUUUUAAUAGGUUGUGGCCUAUCCUAGUUUUUAUUUGUUUGGUUCUGUUCCUGAGAAUGGCCUGGAGCUUGUAUUCCUUUUCAAGAUGUGAAGAAUGCAAUGUUUCUCUCUUAAUAUUAUGGUAAAGGAUCAUUCAUGCAGCAAGCUGAUAAAUAUGUUGACAAAGAUUUAUUUUUUUAAUAAAACAUUAAAAACAA